ACUAAUUGCGCAAAAACAAAAUAAUAAUAAACAACAUUAAUCUGAUAAUGCUGAUCGCAGAUUGUUUAAUCAAAUUCUUUAUCUUAUGAUGGAUGUGGAUUGGCUCGAUAAUGACGAUGAGCUGGCGGCGGCAUUGGCGGUUCAUGAGCAGCAGGAGACCGAGGAAAGCGGUUCUGGGACCAGAAUGUCCCCUCCUGGAGUUGCAGACGAUGCCUGCGAGGGCUUCGACAUGUCUGCUGGCCACAACUGGAUCUACCCAACCAACAUGCCCCUGAGAUCCUACCAGCAGACGAUCGUUCAGUCGGCCCUAUACAAGAACACCCUGGUGGUGCUGCCCACAGGCUUGGGCAAGACCUUCAUUGCGGCUGUGGUCAUGUACAACUUUUACCGAUGGUAUCCUCAGGGAAAAAUUGUCUUCAUGGCUCCCACCCGGCCCCUGGUGGCCCAGCAGAUCAACGCCUCCCAAAAAAUAAUGCCAUUUGUCGCGGCUGACACUGUGCAGCUGACUGGACAACUGGCUCGCCCCAAACGGGCUCACUUAUGGGCCACGAAGCGAGUCUUCUUCGUCACACCUCAAGUGGUUCACUCGGACAUGCUGGAAGCAGAAGGAGGAGCGACGUUUCCUUUUGCCUCCGUCAAGCUGAUUGUGGUGGAUGAGGCACAUCGGGCGAAAGGUCGUUAUGCCUACACGCAAGUAGCAGACAGCAUGAUGGCCCACAACCGCAACUUCCGGAUGCUGGCCCUGUCAGCAACUCCGGGCAGAAACAUGGAGGACGUGGCCACCGUUUGCCAGAACCUUUUCAUCUCUAAUCUGCAGGUACGCUGGGAUACGUCGAUCGAUGUUCAGCCGUACAUACACCGUCGCACUAUUCGCACCAUAGUUGUUUCUAUUAAGGAUCGAAUAAAGGAACCCCGGGAACAAUUGCUGCAGAUCAUAGAGCCGUAUCUGAGGCAGCUCAUUGAGGCGGAUAUUAUCAAGGGGAACAAGGGAAGCAUAAGCAAGAACAGCUUGUUGUACGAGCAGAAAUCGUUUCUUGAUCGAUCGAUCCAAGGCAGACACCCCGAGCACAACAUCAUUAUGGGGAACUUUUCCAUGUGCAUCAGUCUCUACCACUCUCUGGAGCUGAUGGAACGCCACGGACUGCGGGUCUUUGUCAACAAUUUUGAUGCGGACGAGGACGGCAGGGAAAAGUUUGUCCUUGCGAGGGAUCGUCAACUGAGGGACUUGGUGGAGCAGGUGCGGCAGGAACUGGGAGCGAACCCAUUGAACUACACCACAAGUGCCAUGACAAACGGCGAGGUGCCCCCUCUGCCGGCUGAUCUUGAUUUCGGCCACGCCAAGUACGAAAAGUUGAGACAGGUUCUCCUCCAGCACUUUGAAUCACAUUCUGAUUCCCGAGCCAUUGUGUUCUGUGAGUAUCGUGAGUCCGUGAUGCUGAUUCAACGCCUACUGCUACAGCACAGACCUCUCCUGCGACCGCGCUGCUUCGUUGGCCAGGGCGCCACCGUGGGAGCAAGCUAUGCCCUCACCCAAAAGCAGCAGCUCCAGAUCAUGGCCGAUUUCCGAUCCGGCACUAGUAACGUCCUAGUUGCUACCUCGAUCGGGGAAGAGGGCAUCGACGUGGGUGAGGUCGAGUUGAUUGUGUGCUUUGACAUCUGCAGUUCCAAUCCCACUCGAUUUGUGCAAAGGAUUGGGCGGACGGGAAGGAAAAAGAAUGGAGAAGUCGUGAUGCUGGUAACCGAGGGUCGGGAGCAGCAGAUUCUCAAGGACGUGCUUGCCCACAAGGAUCAGAUUAACAGGAACAUCCUCAACUCAUCUGCCGUUCAGUUGUCUCUGUACCAACACAAUCCCCGCAUGGUGCCACCACAAUUCAGCCCCAAGUGCGAGGAGAAACACAUGGAGGCGGCGCCUGAGGAAAAACCAAAACCCACGGCCAAGAAAAAGGAGCCCAAGAAGCGAAAGGAACCGCCAGUGAAGUCGGAUAGCCUGCGAAAAUACUUUAAAGAGACUCCUCCCUCGGAAAGUCAGCACGGUAUACUGCAGGGUAUGCCAGCCUAUACCAUGAGCGAAGCUUCCCAAGCAAUGUUGAAGGAGCAGGUGUCUCGGCGGAGUAUUACCCUCAAGAACUUCUUCGUGGAAACCCAGGCCACAACCAGCUCCAGCAGUAGUCAAGAGGAAGUGCAGCGCCUCCGAAAGCUCAACCGUCUCCUGCAGUCGAAUAAGCCGAUUAUCUCGGAAUCCCCAGAUCUAAUUAGCCAUUUACGCGAUGAGCAUCUGCCUCAACCGUUGAAACUAUACAUGUUACAGAGUAAUCCUUACUUUGUGAAGGACAUCCACACAAAGAUGCAGCUUCAGAGCCAGCUCAACAUAGCGGAGAAUCGCUUGAAUAGCAGACAACAGCGCACCAGGAAUAACUACAAAUUAAUUCUAGAUAUAUGCAAUGGUCCUGAGAAGAUGGAAGAACUAAUGAAAGCUGACGAGUCAGUUGGUGAAAUCACUCUCAGAGACUUGGAGGAUCCCUUGGACGCCAGGAGGGAGAGGCGGUUCAUGGCCACGUGUGAUAAAAUAUUUGCUGGCUUGGAGGAGCAAGGCCUGAAUUCGGACAACUUUGAACUGAAACAGCAGCUUCUGGAAAAGCUGGAGAUGCGGAAUCUAGAAGCUACGGUAAAUGAGCAACUUGGCGGCGUGGAAACCAGCUGGGAGGAGGAGGAAAUAGAAGAUCCCAUUGAGGAGCAAUGUGAUUCCAUGUACCUGAGUCAGAGGACUGAGCUUGAACCCUUCGAGCCGAUACAUCACAGUUCUACGCCUAUAAGAGUCAAGCCUCUGAGUAAACUGAUGUUCGAGCCUCCUCCGAAGGAGGAUGCCACGAAUCUGGAAGACAACCUAUCCCGCUUAAAUAGCUUGAUGAGCAAUUCGAUUUUGAACUCUGAGUCCUUUGGAAGACCAAGUCCAGACCCGCCUCCCAUUACGGAAAGUGUUAUAUACCCCACCAGUCAAGGAGGAGGCCCUGUAAAAUCCGAACCCUGUCCAGAGCUGGAAAAUGUAGAGUCCACUCCUGAAGACUUGGAACUAGAACCGAUCCCAGAAGAAGAAGACUUAACAAGCCAGAAGAAGCUCGACAAGUGCAAAGAAGAAUUAGUUUCACUUCUGGAGGACAUGGAUAUUUUUCUGGAGCCCAUGGAAGAGGAAAUGGCGCUAACAAGCCAGCAACAGAAAAGCGAUUCCAACAAUCAGAAAACUGAAUCAACAUGUUUGGAAAACCAAGAGAAAGUCAAGGUAGAAGACACUCUGGAUAUUUUUGAUGAACCCAUGGAGGAGGAAGUCGCCUUAAUGAGCCAGCAAAAGAAUAGCGAUGGCAACGACCAGAAAACUGAAUCAAAUGUUAAUCAAAAUCAAGAGAAAGUCAAGGAAGAAGAUUUAUUUCUUGAGGAUCUCGAUGGUUUUUCGGAGCCCAUGGCUGAGGAAGUGGAAUUGAUGAGUCAACAGGGCAAGAAUGGUAUCAAGGGACAUCCAGAGGAUUUAAAACCGAAAAAAGAAAUAUGUAACAAUGAUUUGGAUUUAAAUCUGGAAGAUUUCGAUGAUUUUCUAGAACCCAUGGCCGAGGAAGUCGCGUUAAUGAGCCAAAAGAAAGAAAAGAAUAUUGUGGAAUCACUGCCAAAGCCACUGGAACUCAACAGUCCACCGAAAAGGGAACUGGUUUCACCGACAAUAGAAUCUAAAGAAAAUAAUCCCCACUCUGCUCCCUGUGGCUCACCUAAUAUUUUCGACUGCGAUUCCUUGUCGCCUUGGAAGCCGCAAGGCAAAACUCUGGCCGCCAAAUUGGCUGCCAAAGCUUCAUCAAAGCCUCCAUGUAUUCCAUCAACCUCCAAGAACUGCCAAUCUCCCGAAAACCGUAAACCCACGAACCCAUUAGGCCAGGAGAAAUCGCCGAGUAUAUUCGAUCUGUAUCUGAAGCGGAUGCGGGGUCAGGGACGUCUAGCCAAAGCAGCUGCCUCUCUACAUCGGAUGACUUCUACAAACACACCCACGACUCUCAAAAAUGUGCAUGAAGAGGACUCCCCUGUGAUACGACGUCCAUCAAAAAGGAAGAUAAUCAUAAGCUCGGAUGAGGAGGAUGAAAAGCCCAUGUCUCAAGUACCAAGCACGCAGGCUGACUGUGAUUUCGAUGAUGUCCAGCAAAUUCCUGAUACCCAAAUGCUGGAUACACCAUCGCCGCCAUUACACGCUCGAAAGAAACGGAGAUAUUUUAACUCAUUUAUUGCCGACGAGGCCGAAAAAAGUGGAUCGGAUCAUGAUGAGGAAGCCGAGACCACUAUUGGCACUUACCUGAAGGAUUCUGUGAUAGUUUCAAGCGAUGAAGAUGAUCAUAACGACACUAAUAUGCAUGCCAUUUACCUCCAGGCAGCAAGGAGCCCAAUACAACGACCCGGUGCCUUUAAAAUGCCAGCUCCUAGGGCUUAUCACAAUGACUCCCAAAUAUUCUCCCAACCAGUGGAAGAUGACACAUCCCAGUACCUGGCCGGUUCGUUCAUCGUUGACGAUGACACCUCGACAACAGAAAGGGGACUUGAUGUUUCCGAAUGUCCAUUAGAGAAAGCCGAAAGAAUUUUAAAGGAAAGGCGAAGGCAACGGAGAUUGGGAAUACUACCGCCAGACCCUCCUCCUAACAAGCGCCGUCGAGUCCAAACGCUCAGCACUUCCAGUGACGAAGACGAUGUGAUUUUCGUAAAGUAGAAGAAUUGCCUGUGCCAUUGACAGUUGAACCGCAUUAGCCAUUAAAAAAUUGUGAUUAUGUUAUUAAUUAUCCUAAUCUGUACAAAGGUAGCUACGAAAAUCACCUUCAUAACCCUUAAGUCCUAUUUGUAAGAGGUUUAUAUUUAAUUUUAAAUAGUUUUUGUAUACAUUUCU
This is a messenger RNA of Drosophila bipectinata, 4909 nucleotides long. It is a transcript of the gene Fancm, whose product is annotated as FA complementation group M. Lineage: Eukaryota; Metazoa; Arthropoda; Insecta; Diptera; Drosophilidae. Gene Ontology annotation, biological process: double-strand break repair via synthesis-dependent strand annealing; interstrand cross-link repair. Gene Ontology annotation, molecular function: 3'-5' DNA helicase activity; ATP binding; four-way junction DNA binding. The record is from RefSeq and is a predicted model, not a curated record.